Molecule: messenger RNA, 1243 nt
Organism: Podospora bellae-mahoneyi
Lineage: Eukaryota; Fungi; Ascomycota; Sordariomycetes; Sordariales; Podosporaceae
Gene: HELLP
Product: Prion-forming protein HELLP
Exons: 2
Coding region: 325-1140 (271 amino acids)
Source: RefSeq, a predicted model, not a curated record
GUUGGUCCGACCUGCUCUCUGCAGAGGUUGAUCACCCUACCGGUCGCAAGUCCAGAUAAAACUUGACGCUGCACUGCCUCCACAAAAACCGUUCCGCAAAUCAGAGUCAAGCCAGAAGCUGCAUCUUGACCGCCUUCAUGCAAGUCUAAAGCUGCUCAGCCCAGCUCGUGAUACCCAACACGACCAAUUGUUCCCAGUCUUUCACUUUUUUACUUCCUAUAUAUUAAGCGACUCAAGCCCAAUUUUCAGUGGUUCGAGCUGUCUUCCACUCUAUAAGCAUCAAGGAGGCAGCUUGGUUGACGUGUUAAUCCUCAGAACUCCAAUAUGGAUCCUCUCAGUAUCACAGCUGGCGUCGUGGGUAUUGUCGCACCAACGCUGCACUGCGUGCGACUCUUGGUAGAGGACUUGCAGAACAUUGCCGACGCACCUAAUACCGUGAAAGCGCUCACCAACAAUCUCCAAUCAGUGGAACUUGCUCUUGAUUCGUUGGGGGCUGUGACGGACUCGCAGUGGGAGUCCCUGGGCGAUGCUAUUAUUACCCAGUCGAAAGCUACGAUAACUUCCUGCGAAACUUCCUGCAAAAGGUUCAAGACCUCUCUCGAUCGCUGGACCCGGCACAGCACAGAUGGAACGCUCUCCUGGCGAGACCGCGCAACUCUGGGCAUCUUCAGACAGGACCACAUCAAAUCCAUAUCGAAGCAGCUUCAGCAAUGCAACAUCACGCUGACCUCUGUAACGAGCAUUGCAACCUUACACAGCUCCCUGCAGCAGGCUCAAGCGGCCGAAGAGAUCAAGACGAUACUAUCGACGAAGGAGACGGCGAUUAACAAUGCAAUCACAGCGACAAACGAUCAGUCGGCCGAAGUUAGUGCUCAGCUGGAAGCGCUUACCCUAGCAGAGCCGGGCGAGGGUGAAACGGACGCCGGUCAGGCGAGCGCGACGAAGCAGGUUGCGAUGGAAAAGAAAGCACUGCAUGAAUCGCGCAUGCUGUUUGAGGAACUGCUCUCCGUGAUCCAGACAGCAGCCGCAAAUGCCCGAGCAGACCAGGGAACCACAAUCACCUUUGGAAACAAUAAUAGUGGCCAGCAAGUGGGAGUCAACAGCGGCACUAUCACUGCUACAUUUGGCCGAAGCGGGUAGACUUUGUAUCUUUGUUCCUUUUACUUGCUCUACUAUGUAUUGAAUAAGCUUGAAUCUAUUUACACAACCAUGUAUUCUCUCGUAAUGCGAACCUGACCACCGG